AUGGAGGUCCGCAGGGUCGCCAAGGAGGUGCACCUCGUCGCCAAGUCCAUGGAGGAGGUAGCCCAGGAGCUCGCCAAGUUGCUCUCCAAGUACAGCGCCAGCCUGCACCUACAACCGCACGUGGAGCGGCUGUGCGAGGACGGGCGGGUGGUGUUCGGCGACGGCUCCACUAUCCUCGCCGACACCAUCAUCUACUGCACAGGGUUCAAUUACUGUUUCCCUUUCCUGGAUACGGAGGGAGCGGUCACCGUCGACGACAACUGCGUGGGCCCGCUUUUCGAGCAUGUGUUCCCCCCGUCGCUGGCGCCGUCGCUCUCCUUCGUCGGUAUACCCGUAAAGGUAUUUGCGCCUUGGUUCUUUGAGGCUCAGGCGAAAUGGGUGGCGCAGGUGCUGUCCGGCAAGAGGACGCUGCCCCCGGAGGUGGAGAUGAUGCGGUCCGUGGAGGAGUAUUACCGCGCCAGGGAUGCCGCCGGCGCGCCCAAGAAUUACACCCACGACGUCAGCUUGUUUGACACCACGGCACUGACUACUACACACAACCUGCACGACAAUCGGACGCUCUUCAUGGAUGAGUUCGGGAGCAAGUACUGCGACUUCCCUGGCGUGGAGAAAUGGCGUUACGAGCUGCUUGUGUCGUCGUUAGUCAACAUGUUCGAUAACCUCGAGACCUUCCGCGAUGAGUAUCAAGACAGCGACUCCAUCCGCAAGGGUGUGGAGGAGUGGCACUUGUCUGCACAACAGGCCCAAGCUGCUGUUGUUGCUGUUGCACCUGCUGCUACGAAAGAACAAUUACUUGGUCUUCUCGAAAAAGUAGAGUGA
Triticum turgidum subsp. durum (durum wheat) is the source of this 819-nucleotide messenger RNA. The record is from the annotation of a GenBank genome assembly. NCBI's taxonomy places the organism in Eukaryota, Viridiplantae, Streptophyta, Magnoliopsida, Poales, Poaceae.